This is a messenger RNA of Papilio machaon (common yellow swallowtail), 1790 nucleotides long. It is a transcript of the gene Nmnat, whose product is annotated as nicotinamide/nicotinic acid mononucleotide adenylyltransferase 1. The transcript has 7 exons. The coding region runs from base 112 to 1533 and encodes 473 amino acids. The record is from RefSeq and is a predicted model, not a curated record. Lineage: Eukaryota; Metazoa; Arthropoda; Insecta; Lepidoptera; Papilionidae. Gene Ontology annotation, molecular function: nicotinate-nucleotide adenylyltransferase activity; nicotinamide-nucleotide adenylyltransferase activity. Gene Ontology annotation, biological process: NAD+ biosynthetic process.
UAAAUAGGAGGAAUCGAUCGGACUUUUUACAUUUGUACAGGAUAUUUUAAGUGAUAAUUAGAAAAGUGAAAAAUAACAAAACAUUGUGAUAGACAUUUACAUUUGCACAAAAUGUCUCACGGAAAGGUUGUACUAAUGGCCUGUGGCAGUUUUAGCCCGCCAACUUAUAUGCAUUUGCGUAUGUUUGAAAUAGCUAGAGACUACAUGCACAAUUUAGGUCUAGGCACAAUAGUGGGGGGGAUAAUGUCGCCUGUUCAUGAUGCAUACGGCAAGAAAGACCUUGUAGCUGCACAACAUAGGAUAUCCAUGCUGCAGCUUGCAUUACGUACGUCCGGCUGGAUCAAAGUGUCAGAGUGGGAGACGCAGCAGUCCGGCUGGACCAGGACCAAGCUCUCUCUGCAAUACCAUCAGGAUGCCCUCAACAGUCAUCUAAUGGGUCAGGAAGUGUCGGAUCCACCUCCAUGGCUCCCCGAUGAUAUCUUGAAUGUCAACAGUAUAGAUGAGCCAGAUAAUUUAAUGGAAAAAUUGAAUGGCAACUCCGAUGGCAGGAUCACUAUUAAAUUGUUAUGUGGCGCUGAUUUAUUAGAGUCAUUUGCUACACCAGGAUUAUGGUCCGAUGAGGAUCUGGAAACUAUAGUAGGUAAACAUGGUCUGGUAGUUGUGACCCGAGCUGGAAGUGAUCCCGGACGUUUUAUAUAUGAAUCUGAUAUGCUUUAUAAACAUCGGAAGAACGUUAUCUUAGUAACAAAUUACAUAGCUAAUGAGGUGAGUUCGACCGUCAUCAGACGUCUGGUACGACGCGGAGAGAGCGCUAAGUACCUCACUGAUGAUGCUGUACUUGCUUACAUACGACAGAACAGACUGUACGGCGCUUCGCCUUACAUCACUGAGUAUAAUUUACUUAACGAUUUAAUCGCGACAUACGACAAAAAAUCACCGCAAGACGUCGUUAUGACGUCACCAGAAGAAACAAGCUUCAAGAACAUUCUAAUUUCGAUACGCGACAAACCUUCCAUCAUUGACGAAACAAUUACAGUAAAAAGACCAAGGAAAAACUUCCUAGCACCGAAUCAAACUGAUUCUAUUAGUCCAAUAGACUCAAUAAAACCUAAAAUGGCGUACAUAGACAAAGUUCCAGCGAACUAUGUCCCUGGGAAAGCUAUCAAAAUUGUCAGUGACGAAAAAGAACAUUCAAUUGAAAGCGAAAAGGUAAGUUUCUCUGAAUCUACAUAUUCCUCACUAGAUAGUUACCUAUCUAAAGAUGAUUUUGAUGUUUAUAAACGUAGAGUGAGUGAGGGUAACUUACAAAAUGCAAAUAUCAAGAAGCGUUGUUCCACAUCAACUAUACGUAAAUUAAAAUCCGAUGAGAUGCGUAAAAGUAAAUCCGAAGUAAGUAAGUUGUGUGAAAAAGUUAAAAGUAUUAAAUUGAAAGAUGAAAAGAAUUAUAAAACGAGAAGUUGUAACGAUAUUGUCAGAUUGAUAUUAACUAAACACGGUAUUCAUGUCAUAAGUGACACAGAAGCUAUCGUUUGAAUCAUUCAUUCUGAGUGAAUGACUAUCGGAACCAUUUAAUUCUUUCAUUAACAAAGAAUCAAACUAUAUUUUAUGAAGAUUAAAAAUACUUCCUUUUUUAAUUAAUUCAUACAUUCGAAUCAUUCAUUCAAUGUGAGUGAAAAGAUUGAAAUUUCUAUAUUGUGCCAAAAUAACAUAACCUCCAUAAUUUCUAUUCAUUGAUAUUAAAUCGUAUAAAAAUCCAUAUAUAUAAAAGAAAGUCGUGUUAGUUACAGUAU